AUGCCUGCCGAGAAGAAAAUGAAAGCUAAAGAGUUGAAGUGGAAAAAUGUGGUAGAAGCGUUGAAGCGCGUGGAUGAAUUUCUAGUGAAUUACGCUCCAGAUGAGCAUCAAUAUGAAGUGCCUCUACGACUCGAACGCUUAGAAAAGCUAAAUGAAGCGUUCGAGAUGAUCCAGUCGGAAUACGAACAGCUAGAUGAUAGCGAGCAGUUUUUAAUUGCGAACAUGGAAUGUCGAGCAAAAAUAGAAGAGCAGUAUUUUCGCAUCAAAGCCAGCCUGAUCUCAAAGAUGCCCCAGCCAGUCCCCGUUCCUGUUGCGCAAACGUCAGCUUCAGAACCCCAGCUCAUCCCGUCCGGUCUAGCAAAUGUGAAAUUGCCAACGAUAACGCUGCCAGAAUUUGAUGGAGAUUUCAACAAUUGGCUGACGUUCCACGAUACGUUCGUUUCGAUGAUUCAUGCCUCAACAGAAAUAUCUUGUGUGCAGAAGUUCCAUUAUCUCCGUGCGGCCUUGAAAGGAGAGGCUGCCAAUCUGAUCCAGUCUAUUACCAUUACUGCAGCAAAUUAUUCGGUGGCAUGGGAUACCCUUGUCAAGCGCUAUUCCAAUAAGGCAAUACUACGCAAGAAGCACAUUCGAGCGCUUUUGAAAUACCCGAAGAUCCUGAACAGUAACGUCGAUGCUCUGCAUAAAAUCGUGGACGACUUUCAACGUCAUGUAAAGGUGCUUCAGCAAUUAGGCGAACCCGUUGAACAUUUCAGUUCUAUACUGAUAGAGCUUUUGGAAGAUAAGCUGGAUGACGCAUCAUUGCAGGCAUGGGAGGAAUCAGUGUCAUCGGAGGAACAACCCACGUACACUAAGUUGAUUGAAUUUUUGCUAAAGAGAACCCGUGUACUAGAGAACAUUCUCAUCAACCGUCCCCAGCACGCCAACCCCAAGUCCGGUGGCCAGCAUUCAGGACAUAAGAGACCCUUCCAGUUCCGCGUGAACACAAAUGCCAUGACCGAAGCUGCUCCGAAGAUGUUCCCGCCCUGUCCCGCUUGUGAAGAAGACAAACAUUCCAUGGUUGAAUGUCCUGUUUUUAAUGGAUUAGACGUAAAAGGCCGUCUUAAAGUGCUUACCGAUAAAAAACUGUGCAGCAAUUGCUUUCGAAGUAACCAUUUUGCCCGUACCUGUCGGUCCAAAUACCGUUGCAGACACUGCCAUAAACGACAUCAUUCCAUGAUUCAUCCCGGUCCUUUCCGGUCUGCAGAAAACGAUCCCGUUGCUGAUCGUGCACCGCCUGGCGCUUUUCAAAUUGCUACCGCUGUUGCUACCCCGUUUUCACCCGAUCCAGUUCAGUUAAAUACUGCUGCAAAGGAAACUAGCGGAAACGUUAUCCUGUCGACCGUUGUUCUUUUAAUAGUUGAUGCCUACGGUGAGGAGCAUAUAGCCCGAGCCCUGUUGGAUACUGGAUCGCAACCUAACGCGAUCAGUGAGCAUUUAUGCCAGCAAUUGCAUCUUCCUCGAAAAAUUGUUAACGUGCCCAUUGCAGGCGUGGAUGGUAUAACAACCAAUUCAAAAUAUCAAAUCCGUGCUGAAAUCCGUUCCCGAGUUACCGGAUUCAAGGACACUCUUGAUUUCUUGGUCCUACGAAAAGUGACCAGUGGCACACCUCCCAGAUCGUACACUGUUUCACAAUGGAAAAUUCCAGAUGGAAUACAACUCGCCGAUCCCGAGUUCAACGUUAGUCGUAGGAUCGAUCUGAUUAUUGGUGCCGGUGAUUUCUACACGCAACUGUUGGAAGGUCGGCUACGAUUGGCUACUAACAAAUCCCUGUUAGUUGAGUCUGUGUUUAGUUGGAUAGUAACAGGCAAGACCACAAUACCCGCUGAAGAAGCCCAGCAAACACCAGUAACUUGUCAUGUGGCGACAGUUACAUCAGUCGACAAACUGCUCGAGCGUUUUUGGGCUGUAGAAGAAGUCAGUAAAACAAAUUAUUCGAUCACCGAGCAAGAGUGCGAAGACCUUUUUUCUGCCACGACAACCCGAGAUGCUACCGGAAGAUACAUCGUUCGAUUACCGAAACAGUCUAAAUUCGAACAGCUGAUUGGAGGUUCGAAGUUCUACGCAUUACGACGUUUCAAGUGGCUGGAGCAGAAAUUAGAAAAGGACGCUGAUCUUAAGCAACAAUAUUGUGAUUUCAUGGCAGAAUAUAUUUCCCUGGAGCAUAUGCGUGCCAUUCCCGAGGACCAUUUGGACGGUCCCGAAGCUUUUUAUCUCCCGCAUCACCCUGUGCUUCAAAUGAAUUCGUCACCACCCCAAUUAAAAACGCUGCGUCGCGUCCCGGUGGACCGAUCGCGCCGCGGUCACAGUAGGCCACCUUCUCCCAUUAGUCACGGUGUGGUAGCGAAAAAUUUUAAACGGAAUGCCGCCUCCUUUGAUCCAAGCGGUUGCCAACGCACGUACGUCCCGUACGUGAUCAACCAGAUCCAGUUGAUUCUCAAAGAAAGUACCGUACGAGACGGCACGAUCAAUUUGUGA
Sabethes cyaneus is the source of this 2514-nucleotide messenger RNA. RefSeq lists its product as uncharacterized. The record is from RefSeq and is a predicted model, not a curated record. NCBI's taxonomy places the organism in Eukaryota, Metazoa, Arthropoda, Insecta, Diptera, Culicidae. The coding region runs from base 1 to 2514 and encodes 837 amino acids. The transcript is spliced from 2 exons. Gene Ontology annotation, molecular function: nucleic acid binding; zinc ion binding.